AUGGAACCGCCCCCGACUGGUCUCCCCCAGCUUUCAUCCUAUCUCCCAACGUCUUCUUCCGACAUACGUUCCUCUAGCAUGACCACCACCGGCAUCAACGGUAGCAUGGGAGCCAAGAAGCGACGCAACAGUAUAGAAGACGCCUUUAUUCCAAAUUCCUUAACUCCUCACCACCGCCAGGACGAGCGGCUCAAGAGAAAACAGACCCCUUUAGAGGUCUCGGUAGACGUCGAAGACAAAGGGUCAAAAGCUGUGUCAUUUUCGCGACUCAACAGUAUCUAUCAAGCUGAAGAACAGGUCAUGUCCAAGGGGUUGUCAUUUUCGUCUACAGAGCCCACGCAAGAUGGUGAUAUAACAAACAUCGACACAACCAGUUAUUUCGCGUCACAGCCAGCUACCCCACGUCGCGAACGUACCUCCAGGUAUUUGAGCGAGAGUGACCGCCGAGAGAUCAUCACGCGAAUCGAUGGUGGCGAAAAGCAGGUAGCGUUGGCAAGGGAAUUCUGUGUAAGCCGCGCUGCAAUUUGCAACCUCUACAAAAAUCGAUGGGAGGUGCUCACACGAGGAAGUCGUAGCUCCGAGUCAAAACACCCGAGAUCAAAUAAGAGGUCGCGCAGCAGGAGACCGAGCCCACGGCUCACGUCGCAGCCACCGGCCACCGAGAUUAGCUCAGCUAUACCUGCACCGAUUACGGUAUACCCAGACGUAUCCACGAUAUCAAUUGGUACGGAUGGGACUCCGCGCGAUAGCAAAGACAGCCCUGUUGCAUCACGGCCGUUCCUCGUCCACGAGGCUUCGGCGUACUCGUAUCCGUGCAGAAACUUAAUUGCUGCUUUGAGAGACGAAAGCAUCAGCGCGGGAAUGUUUCAGCAACGGGCCACACGGCUGCUACGGCUUUUGAUCGAAGAGGCACUUACGUGCUUGCCUCACGACCACGUCCAGAUUAAGAACCGAUUCGGAGACGUGUGCUACGCAACCACAGCUCUGGAUGAGCGAGACGUCUGUGGCAUAUCAAUGGAGGAUAAGGGCAUGGUACUACUGCGUGCCUUCUCCACCAUCAGCCCGACGUCACCCACUGGUGUAGUUUCAAUAAACCCCAGAACAGCAGAAGACAAGAACAGCGACGAGGAGGGGCUGGCUACCAUUCAUGCGCAGCUACCCCCUGUUAGCCCUCACCAGGUCGUACUACUACUUGACGUGCAGUGUGCCACAGGAAACGAGGCAUGUGCGGUGUUGUACCAUCUAAUUCACGAGAAGCAGAUACCCGCUAAGAGCAUUAACUUUGUGACGAUCAUCAGCUCGUUUGAGGGUCUUCAGACUGUAUACCGACACUUUCCAGACGUCACGCUGAUCACUGCUCAAGUGGACACCGUUCUCGACGCAGACCAACGCAUCCGACCGGGGAUUGGCGACUUCACGCAGCGGUUCUGGAACGUUCACUUCGACGCCAGCGCCUUUUAA
This is a messenger RNA of Phytophthora infestans T30-4, 1461 nucleotides long. RefSeq lists its product as uncharacterized. The record is from RefSeq and is a predicted model, not a curated record. The coding region runs from base 1 to 1461 and encodes 486 amino acids. The transcript has 3 exons. Lineage: Eukaryota; Oomycota; Peronosporomycetes; Peronosporales; Peronosporaceae.